AUGAGAAAUUUGGAGGUUUCUCAGUUCACUUACACUCCAUUUUACUGUGAAGAGAAUGUUUAUUUUCUUCUCAAGAAACUAUGCAAGGAUGGUAUAGCAGAAGCUGACGGUUCUGAUCUUUUUAUCCCACUAUGGAAUCAAAAGGCUAGUACGAGAGCGGAUGGAAUCAUUCUUUGGGAUUAUCAUGUGAUUUGCAUUCAGAGAAAAAGAGGCGGGGACUCUCAUUUAGUGUGGGAUUUGGAUUCAAGUCUUCCCUUUCCUUCUCCGUUAACUUCAUAUGUCUCCGAAACCAUCCGACCAUCAUUUCAGCUCUUCAAUGAGUACCAAAGUAUGUAUGAUCCCAAAAUGGGUCUAGAGGAUGAAGAGAAGAAGGAAAUUUGGAGGCUGUCUGUGCUGGGAACUGAGCAUGAACAGUUUUUCCGAAUUGUGCAUGCUCCAAUUUUUUUCCGUUGCUUUGCAUCCGAUAGAAGACACAUGAAAGAUUCUGCUGGUAAUUGGAUUGCUCAACCUCCUGCAUAUGAACCCAUAGUAGCUGAAGAUGAAACUAUUCACAACUUGAAUGAAUACAUGGAGAUUCAUGCGUCUAAUGAAUUAACAAAUGUGGAGGGCCUGGAGGCUGAUUUGAUCAAUUCAGUUUUCACUCAGCAACUCGGUGUGGUGAUAAGGGAGAAUCAGUUGGAGGAAUUCUUUUCUCAAAUUUCUUGA
Molecule: messenger RNA, 705 nt
Organism: Dovyalis caffra
Lineage: Eukaryota; Viridiplantae; Streptophyta; Magnoliopsida; Malpighiales; Salicaceae
Source: the annotation of a GenBank genome assembly